Miscanthus lutarioriparius is the source of this 516-nucleotide messenger RNA. Lineage: Eukaryota; Viridiplantae; Streptophyta; Magnoliopsida; Poales; Poaceae. The record is from the annotation of a GenBank genome assembly.
AUGGAGGUGACAGCGGCGGCGGGUGCUUGCUGCCGUGGGCGGGACGACCACCACGCCGGCGAGGAGGAGAGGAGCAGUGCCAAGGACGCCAAGGUGGUUGUGCCUGUCGGCAGCGACGGCGCGGAGGUGGAGCCGUGCGUCAUCGCCGUGGACGACAGCUCCGUUGACCGCGCCCUCGUCACCGCGCUCCUCCGACGCUCCAAGUACAGAGUCACCGCGGUUGACAGCGGCAAGAGGGCGCUGGAGGUUCUGGGCUCGGAGCCGAAUGUGAGCAUGAUCAUCACAGACUACUGGAUGCCAGAGAUGACCGGCUACGACCUGCUCAAGAAGGUCAAGGAGUCUUCGAAGCUGAAGCAGAUCCCAGUCGUGAUCAUGUCCUCCGAGAACGUGCCCACCAGGAUCACCAGCUCUGAAUUUGGUUUCAGAUGCCUGGAGGAAGGUGCGGAGGACUUCCUGCUGAAGCCCGUCAGGCCGUCCGACAUCUCCCGCAUAACCACCAGGAUGCUGCUGCACUGA